CGGGAGGCGGCCGCAGGGCGGGAGCCCCAGAGGGCAGGAACCGGCCUGCCGGCUGGGAACCCAGCAUCCAGCAUCGCCGUGCCCGCCAAUGCGGCCGGGCCCCGGGAAAGCCAGGCCCGCUGCAUGCCCAUGUGGGCCGGCGGCGCUGGGAGCCCUCGGCGGGGCACGGCCCCUGCACCCACCGAUGACCUCUUCGCCCGGAAGCUGCGCCAGCCAGCACGGCCGCCGCUGACACCACAUACCUUCGAGCCAAGGCCAACCCGGGGCCCCCUCCUGCGCAGCGGCAGUGACGCAGGCGAGGCCCGGCCCCCCACGCCGGCCAGCCCCCGAGCCCGUGCCCACAGCCACGAGGAGGCCGGCCGCCCUGCUGUGGUCCCCACGCGCCUCUUCACUGACCCACUGGCACUGCUGGGGCUGCCAGCCGAGGAGCCAGAGCCCUCCUUCCCGCCAGUGCCUGAGCCCCGCUGGUUCGCCCACUAUGACGUGCAGAGCCUGCUCUUCGACUGGGCUCCGCGGCCUCGGGGGGCGGGGGGCCACACGGAGCCCGGCUCUGGGACCCUGGCCUCGGCUGAGGACCGGACUGCCCGCUCAGACCUGCUGCUGGAGGCGCCCGGCUUUGUGAGUGAGCUCGGGGGUGAGGGUGAGCUGGGCCUGGGUGGACCCGUGUCCCCGCCUGUGCCUCCUGCACUGCCCAACGCAGCCGUGUCGGUCCUGGAGGAGCCACAGAACCGAACCUCAGCCUACAGCCUGGAGCACGCGGACCUGGGCGCCGGCUACUACCGCAAGUACUUCUACAACAAAGAACACCAGAACUUCUUCGGACUGGACGAGGCGCUGGGUCCGGUGGCAGUGAGCCUGCGGCGGGAGGAGAAGGAGGGCAGCGGCGGGGGCACUCUGCACAGCUACCGGAUCAUCGUGCGGACCACGCAGCUCCGGACCCUCCGUGGCACCAUCUCGGAGGAGGUGCUGCCCCCGGGGCCCCCGAGGGGCCUGUCCCCGAGGAAGCUUCUGGAGCACGUGGCGCCCAGGCUGAGCCUGACCUGCCUGCGCCUGGGCUCAGCCUCACCGAAGGUGCCACGCACGCUGCUCACGCUGGACGAGCAAGUGCUGAGCUUCCAGCGCAAGGUGGGCAUCCUGUACUGCCGGGCGGGCCAGGGCUCGGAAGAGGAGAUGUACAACAACCAGGAGGCAGGACCCGCCUUCAUGCAGUUCCUCACCCUGCUGGGCGACGUGGUGCGGCUCAAAGGCUUUGAGAGCUACCGGGCCCAGCUGGACACCAAAACCGACUCCACAGGCACGCACUCGCUCUACACCGUGUACCAGGACCACGAGAUCAUGUUCCACGUGUCCACGAUGCUGCCUUACACCCCCAAUAAUCAGCAGCAGCUCCUGCGGAAGCGCCACAUCGGCAACAACAUCGUGACCAUCGUGUUCCAGGAGCCGGGCAGCAAGGCCUUCUGCCCCAGCACCAUCCGCUCGCACUUCCAGCACGUGUUCCUGGUGGUGCGGGCCCAGGCGCCCUGCACCCCGCACACCUCCUACAGGGUGGCUGUGAGCCGCACCCAGGACACCCCAGCCUUUGGUCCGGUUCUGCCCCUAGGUGGAGGCCCUUUCGCGGCCAAUGCCGACUUCCGGGCCUUCCUGCUGGCCAAGGCGCUCAAUGGCGAGCAGGCGGCGGGCCACGCACGCCAGUUCCACACCAUGGCCACGCGCACGCGCCAGCAGUACCUGCAGGACCUGGCCACCAAUGAGGUGACCACCACGUCGCUGGACUCAGCUUCCCGCUUUGGCCUGCCCUCCCUGGGCGUGAGGCGGCGGGCGUCCCCUCGGGGCGCGGGGGCCGAGCUGCAGGCGGCCGGCGCGCUGGUGUGGGGAGUGCGCGCGGCGCCCGGGGCGCGGGGCGCGGCCGGGGCCCAGGCAGGCAGCCCCGACCACCCCGAGGUGCCCUGCCUGCUGGGCAUCUCGGCCGAGGCGCUGGUGCUGGUGGCGCCCCGCGACGGCCGGGUCGUCUUUAACUGCGCCUGUCGCGACGUGCUGGCCUGGACCUUCUCCGAGCAGCAGCUCGAUCUGUACCACGGCCGCGGGGAGGCGAUCACCCUGCGGUUCGACGGCCCCCCUGAGCAAGCCGUGGGCGAGGUGGUGGCGCGCCUGCAGCUGGUGAGCCGCGGCUGCGAGACCCGCGAGCUCGCGCUGCCCCGCGACGGCCAGGGCCGCCUGGGCUUCGAAGUGGACGCCGAGGGCUUCGUCACGCACGUGGAGCGCUUCACGUUCGCGGAGACGGCGGGGCUGCGGCCCGGGGCGCGCCUGCUGCGCGUGUGCGGCCAGACGCUGCCCAACCUUGGCCCCGAGGCCGCGGCUCAGCGGCUGCGCUCCGCGCCCAAGGUCUGCAUCACCGUCCUGCCCCCGGAUGAGAGCGGCCGGCCCCGCAGGAGCUUCUCGGAGCUGUACAGGCUGUCUCUGCAGGAGCCCGGCAGGCGCGGGGCCCCAGGGCCAGUGCAGGAAGAGGCGCCUGAAGUGGCCCUGAUGCCCACCACGCAGCAGCUGCUGCACGUGUGCCUGAGUGACGGCAGCGGCCCGCCGGGGCCCGGAGACCUAGCCGAGGAGAGGACCGAGUUCCUGCACAGCCAGCACUCGCCAUCGCCCUGCAGCUCCCUGUCAGAUGAGGCCCCAGUCCUGCCCAACACCACCCCAGACCUCCUCCUGGCAGCCACGGCCAAGCCGUCACCUCCGGGUGCUGGCAGGGAGACACCCCCCACCCAGGAUGGGCCGGCCAGCCCCAAUGGCGAUGAGGACAGAGGCGACCCGGCCCCAGAGAUGAGGGCCUCCUUCCUGCCACGGACCUUGUCUCUUCGAAACUCCAUCAGCAAAAUCAUGUCGGAGGCGGGCGCGGAGACUCUGGAGGACGAGUGGCAGUCCAUCUCGGAGAUCGCCUCCACUUGCAACACCAUCCUGGAGUCGCUGUCCCGGGAGGGUGAGGCCACUGAGGGUGAGUGCUGUGGGGAGGAGCCAGGAUGGGGCUCUUACUUCCUUUACCGACCUGCUGUUCCUCUUUCCCCACAGGACAGCCCAUCCCAGAGAGUGGAGAUGCCAGGGGAACCCCCAAACCUGAUGCUGAGCCAGAACCCAGGAGCCUGUCCGAGAAGGUCUCUCACCUGGAGUCCCUGCUCAGGAAGCUGCAGGAGGACCUGCAGAAGGAGAAGGCGGACAGGGCGGCCCUGGAGGAGGAGGUUCGCAGCCUGCGGAACAACAACCGCCUGCUCCUGGCCUCCAAGCACCUGGGCUCGCCCACCACGGACUUGGCCUGAGCCGCUCGGCCCAGCCUCAGCCUGGCUGUGGACCUGCUCGGCACCGCCCAGGUCCUUCAGGGCGCGGGGCCGCACCGGGCCCUGGGCCCCCUCAGGAACUCGCCCUGCGCACAGGCGCAUCUUAGCACUGCCCCCACUCCCCAGCCCAGUACUGGUGGCGAAGUUUCCCCUGCCCCGUGCCUGUUUGUAAAUAUUCUGUGAGAAAAGGGGACUUCAGGGAUUAAAGAAGCCAC
Molecule: messenger RNA, 3538 nt
Organism: Eptesicus fuscus (big brown bat)
Lineage: Eukaryota; Metazoa; Chordata; Mammalia; Chiroptera; Vespertilionidae
Gene: SIPA1
Product: signal-induced proliferation-associated 1
Exons: 15
Coding region: 124-3495 (1123 amino acids)
Biological process (GO): regulation of small GTPase mediated signal transduction; establishment of epithelial cell polarity; activation of GTPase activity
Cellular component (GO): cytoplasm; Golgi apparatus; plasma membrane
Molecular function (GO): GTPase activator activity; protein binding
Source: RefSeq, a predicted model, not a curated record